AUGGUCAGCGAAUUUGCUGUGGAAGAAACCCAAAAGGGAUUUGAACUGGCCAGGAUAAUCGACUUCCAAGUCACUGGCUCAUUUUUCGGAUGUGCUGCCGAGGAUCUGACUCGUUUACUGAUUACAACGCUGAGUGGACACGACCGGCGGAAGAAUUGGGAAAAUCUGCUGAAAGAGUUCUAUGGAUAUCUUACGACGUACUGUAAGAAAACGGAGCUGCCCUACUCUCUCGAGCAACUGAAAGAAGCGUAUCGUCGAUUUUUCCCAUUUGCUGGAACUAUUCUGCUACCAAUCAUUGACUCCGUGGCCAAGAUCGGUGCCAGGAAAAUUGCCGACAAUGAGCAGGUCGCCAUACAAGAAACGUUAGGAGAAAAGACACAAGCGCUUUUCGAAGGACUUGUUGUACUUCGCGAAAAGGAAUCGUGA
Cooperia oncophora is the source of this 426-nucleotide messenger RNA. The record is from the annotation of a GenBank genome assembly. Lineage: Eukaryota; Metazoa; Nematoda; Chromadorea; Rhabditida; Trichostrongylidae.